AGAGGGCAGGGAAUGCCGUAGAAGGAAAGGGAAAAAGGAGUACAGCAGCCACAAAAAGCUAAGAUGAUAAAAAGAGAACUCUAUACAAAGACCAUGGCAGAAAGAAUUGCGAGCGAAAGAAGUCUCGCCUUUACGAGGGACCAACUAAACAGUUUAUUCUCUUGUGAUCGUUUUGUCUGCUUCCCCCCAUUCUAUUACUCUCUUCCCUUACCUCUUACAUUGGCUCCCGCCUCUGCAUGUAUAUAUAUUUAUGUGCUACUAACAGAUUGGCAGUAGAAAUUCCAACUUUUGUUUUCUCCACCGAGGAAACAAGAAAAACCAAAUUCCAUUCCUUUGGCGUUUACUGCGACUGGAACCGUCAUCUCCACCUCAUACAUUCUUUACCAGAGAGAGAUCAGAGAGAGAUGUGUGGCAAGAGAAUAGACAAUACUGGCGAGAGCUCGCAGAAUAUUCCAGCAUACCCUGAGCUGAUGAUCAACGAUGUGAUCAAUCUCAACCCGGCCAUGGCAUAUGGCGGUGGAGGGCUGUCUUCGGCUCCUGAGGCGGCGUCCUUCUUCCCUUGGACGAUCCCCAUCAACCCCCUUCCUAGCAUCUCGGGGAUUCCAACGACGAGGGAGAACGAGAAUUACCUGGGCGGUAUGGCUGGAACGAGGCCUUCUGCUUCCCCCUCCCCCUUGUUUCAAGGGUAUCAGCGUCGCGGACUGCAGUUCGGCUUCGACCGACCGGAUUUCUUCUCCAGUAUCGGGAUUUAUGGCGGAUCUGACCACACGGGCAGCCGCUUUCGUGGGCCGUCGGCCUCGUUCGGCCUUCAGGCCGACAUAUCGAAGCUUACUGCCCAGGAAAUCAUGGACGCCAAGGCCCUUGCAGCGUCCAAAAACCACAGCGAGGCCGAACGAAGAAGGCGUGGCCGCAUCAACGGACACCUUGAGAGACUCCGAACCCUCCUCCCCAAUACCACCAAAACGGACAAGGCCUCCUUGCUGGCGGAGGUGAUACAGCACGUUAAGGAAUUGAAACGGCAGACGUCGGAGAUCGCUGAGGCGAGCCCUGUGCCUACCGAGGUCGAUGAGUUGACGGUGGAUCCCGACGAGUCGUGUGGGGAAGGCAAGCUGAUCAUCAAAGCGUCGAUCUGUUGCGAGGACCGAUCUGAUCUGCUGGCCGACCUUAUCAAGACGCUCAAGUCUCUUCGCCUCCGCACUCUCAAGGCUGAGAUCACGACGCUGGGGGGGCGAGUGAGAAACGUAUUGGUGGUCACCGGCGAGGAGGAAGGCCUAGCCGAUAACAACUCGCCGUCCCAUGGCAGUGGCUGCAACCCUUCGAUAGGGUGCAUUCAGGAGGCGCUCAAGGCGGUGAUGGAACGGCAGGCUUCUGAUGACUCCUCUUCAGGCAGCGUUAAGCGGCAGCGGACCAACCUCACAGUGCUGGAGAAUAGGUCCAUCUGAACUGAAUAUAGGUGGAAAAGGGAGAGAGAAAAAUGGAAAAUCUGUCUCCCUUUUCUUGUUUUUCAAAGUUGGUCUGUUAUACUUUUGGAUUUGACUAUGUUUGGUAUCUUUGUUUCCUUCUCUCUGUCUUCCUGUUUUUAAUGUAUGUGAUGUUCAUGAUGGUUGGAAUGACAUGACAGAAGAAUAUGUUGAUGUUUAUAUCUAGUCUACAAGGUUUAUUGUUGCAUGUAUUUAUUAGUACAGUAGGCAAUGGACUUGUCUGAAUAGUUGGAA
Molecule: messenger RNA, 1715 nt
Organism: Nymphaea colorata (pocket water lily)
Lineage: Eukaryota; Viridiplantae; Streptophyta; Magnoliopsida; Nymphaeales; Nymphaeaceae
Product: transcription factor bHLH30-like
Exons: 2
Coding region: 237-1442 (401 amino acids)
Biological process (GO): regulation of DNA-templated transcription
Molecular function (GO): DNA-binding transcription factor activity; protein dimerization activity
Source: RefSeq, a predicted model, not a curated record